Bombyx mori (domestic silkworm) is the source of this 935-nucleotide messenger RNA. It is a transcript of the gene ND-B22, whose product is annotated as NADH dehydrogenase [ubiquinone] 1 beta subcomplex subunit 9. The record is from RefSeq and is a predicted model, not a curated record. The transcript has 4 exons. NCBI's taxonomy places the organism in Eukaryota, Metazoa, Arthropoda, Insecta, Lepidoptera, Bombycidae. Bases 461 to 895 code for a protein of 144 amino acids. Gene Ontology annotation, biological process: mitochondrial electron transport, NADH to ubiquinone.
CAAGGAACUUGGAUUGAUUGUGAAAAUUUAAAACGCAAUAAACAUCUUUAAAAAGAGUUCAAAUAAUAAUGUUGGAAAAAGAACUAAAAACGAUGACGGCUUUUAGCUUCCUAUUAUUAAGCUUAUUUAAAUGCUAUUGGUUGUCAGUCAAAAUAGUAUUUUAAUAUAUAUAUUUUUAUUUAAAAAGGCGGAAGAACGCCGUUUUCAACAAAAAAAAAGAAUUAAAAGAAAUCCGAUUGUUCCUGUGGUCUGUGCCAAAAUUGUAGCAACAGACCAACUACGAUUAUGGUAAUACAGUACCUACUACAAUUAAAUCUAUAAAGGUCGUGGAAAGUGAUACAAAAGUUUUACAUAUUUUCAGAAAUAAAUAUGCAAAUGUCACUUGCAAUCAACUGUCAACUAUGAUCAACUAUCACUGUCAUUGGCUUCAGCAUCGUUGUCAGUCGUCAAAACAAUAAAAAUGGCGCAGAUUCCUUUAGGAGUCAAAACUCAUGCUCAAAAAGUCUGUAGCCUUUAUAAAAGGGCUUUACGUAAUUUAGAAGCGUACUACGACCGCCGACAUGUGUACCGAUACCAAGCUGUAUUGUUACGUGAGAGGUUUGACAAGCAUGCCAAGGAGACCAAUAUGAUUAAAGCAAAUGAGUUUCUGAAAGAGGGUGAAGAGGAAUUGUUUCUGAAGCAACAUCCCAUACCUAAAUAUUUUGCCACAAGUCCUGGAGGUGUAGCUCAUGAGCGUGUAGUCACUCCCCCUGAUUGGGUCUUGGACUAUUGGCAUCCUCUUGAGAAAGCCCAAUAUCCUGAAUAUUUCAAGAAACGCGAGCAAAGAAAGAAAGAGUUCGUUGCUAUGUGGGAGAAGGAGUAUGGCAAGCCAGAUGAGAAAGAUAAGCAUCAUUAGACAAAUUGUAUUAACUCUGUAAUAUAGUAUCAUAUUAAAA